AUGCAGGGUCUGAGCUUGGAGCUAUGUGCAAAGGAUCGAGUAGGGCUGCUUUCUGAUGUAACAAGAGUUCUUCGAGAAAAUGGGUUGUCAGUGAUGAGAGCUGGUGUUACAACUGUUGGGGAUCAAGCGAUACAUGUGUUCUACGUGAGCGAUGCUGCUGGGAAUCCUGUAGAUAUGAAGACUAUCGAAGGACUACGCCAAGAAAUUGGAAACAAUAUGAUGCUUAAUGUGAAGAAAGUCCCAACAAAUACGAAAUCCCUUGAAUCGAGUGGAUGGCCGAAGAAGAGCUUUUUAUUUGGAAGUUUACUGGAGAAGUUUCGUUCUUGA
Molecule: messenger RNA, 327 nt
Organism: Fraxinus pennsylvanica
Lineage: Eukaryota; Viridiplantae; Streptophyta; Magnoliopsida; Lamiales; Oleaceae
Source: the annotation of a GenBank genome assembly